Molecule: messenger RNA, 636 nt
Organism: Microthlaspi erraticum
Lineage: Eukaryota; Viridiplantae; Streptophyta; Magnoliopsida; Brassicales; Brassicaceae
Source: the annotation of a GenBank genome assembly
AUGUUACUACGGACUGUAUCGGCCGCCACCGCCGAGACAACCGCCGGAGUGAUUAGCAAGAACAACAUCUCCGAUCUCUUCAAAAUAUCAACUUCUCUCUCUCACCUCACCCAAACCCACGCUCAGAUCAUUCUCAAUGGCUUCCGAAACGACAUCGUAUUGCUCACCAAGCUUACCCAGCGACUCUCCGACCUCGGCGCAAUGCAAUACGCACGCGACCUUUUCCUCUCCGUCGAGAGACCUGACGUUUUCCUCUUUAACGUCCUCAUGCGCGGCUUCUCCGAGAACGAAUCACCUCACUCUUCGCUCUCCGUAUUCACACAUCUAAGGAAAGCCACUGAUCUCAAACCCAACAGCUCCACCUACUCCUUCGCUAUCUCGGCCGCUUCUGGUUUCCGCGACGAGAGACCCGGCCGUGUUCUUCAUGGUCAAGCGCUCGUCGAUGGCGUUGACUCAGAACUACUCGUUGGCUCGAACAUCGUUAAAAUGUACUUCAAGUUUUCUCGAGUCGACGAUGCAAGGAAAGUGUUCGACAGAAUGCCUGAGAAAGACGCAGUUUUGUGGAAUACAAUGUUAUCUGGGUACCGAAAGAACGAAAUGUAUGAAGAAUCUGUUCAGCCGAAUUGCAGGAGCUGA